AUGGUCUGCAGCAAGACCGAAGACGAAGCACAAGAGAUCUUCCGUCGUAUCCGAGUAUCAGGUGACCCCCUCAGGGUCCUCGAGUCUAUUAGACAGGCCGAGAUUUUGUUACCCUCCCCGGAAUCGAACGAGCGGGUCAACGACUCAAGGUUAGCCAAGCUCAAUGAAAAGGCAAUGGAAAGUAGUCUGAUCCGCGUUCCCGCGAAACCUUGGACAGCCAUCGCAGACGACGGGCUUGUAUCUGAGCUCAUUACCGAUUUCUUUACUUGGGAGAACGCAAGCACUUUCCCAGCUAUCGACCGCGACCUUUUCCUCCAGGAUAUGAGAGCUGGCAGCGUCAAACGGGCCAAGUGGUGCUCUCCUAUCCUUGUCAAUGCCAUUUGUGCCCUGAGGAGUCCAUUCGUCAGUCGUGCCAAGCAAUUUGGUUCCAUCACCGGCCAAGACCUGUCAAAGAGGUUCAGAGACGAGGUGAUGCAACUAGUCGAGAAAAGUCAAGGCCGCGCAUCGAUUCCCACUGUCGUCGCACUCGUAAUCAUGGAUUUGUCGGCCAGUAUCGCCGGCGAUGAGUCCCGUGCAAAGAUGUACCGCUACAUGGCGUGGGAACGGUAUAAGCGCUUGAAGUCCGAAAAGAAGUUUUAUCUGCUGAAAGACACUAACCCUCAAGAUGCAAAAGAAAAGCUAGCCAUCUCAACAGCAGUAUGGGCGAUUUUCCUUAUUGAAAGUCGCAUUUCAUAUUUCUACUUCCAGACUUCCAAUAUUCCUCCACCAUCCAUACCGAUGUUGUUUGACAACCAAGGGCAGGAUGCAGUUGGCAUUAAAGACAACUUAGAUGUCCUCGGACGUCCCUUUCAUGAGUCAGCAGCUGGGAUCCCAAUUGUCCCAGGGAUAGCAACAGUCAGUUGCAAUCUCGCAUGUUUACAAUACGAAAUUAUGCAAUACCUCACUUCAGGGACUACUAUCAGAGGUAGUACAGAAGACUGCAAGCAAAGGAAAACUUUGUAUUGCAAGCUCCAACAGUUCAGGGCGGAUCUUCCCAAAAGGUUCCGACUAGAACACAAUUUUGUUCCUUCGACUUGUUUUUUGAGAAUGCACGAGAACGAAAUCGCAUACGUCCUUCUUCAAUCUCUGCAUCCAUCGACGAUAUUCGCCACCCCUUUCACCGAUACCACUACAACAGUAAAAUCCCUUAUACUCCAACACUGCAUGUCAGACACAUCCCUCGCCGAGUCUUACUUGCAGAGGUACACCGUCAGCUCCUAUCUCACUCGUCAGCUUUUCGUAACUUUGCAACAUCUCAUACCUUUUUUGAAUGACGGACACGCCGCCACACACCAUCUCUUCACUCAUCUUUGCAUGAUGAGUGGCAUCUCCGCCCGUGUUGUCAAGAUGUCAGUCUACCUGAUACAGGCGGUACAGGCCAUGGCAUGGGCAAUGAAGCAAGAUAUCCCCGAAGAGGCGAAGCCGUACCUCGAACCCUGGGUGAAAUUGGCUAUUGAAGAGAACGAGACGAAACCGCCUAGUUAUGCGGUACCGGAUAGGGAAGAGAUCAAAACCCUGCUGGCAGAAGACGAUGAGGGUGUUGUUGGGCCGAGCGAAAACAGCGGGGCGGAGCUUUGGGCUCUGGUUGAGAAGUGGGCCGUGAGCGGCGGCAGCGACCCGUACCGAAACUUGUUAUGA
This is a messenger RNA of Colletotrichum truncatum, 1677 nucleotides long. NCBI's taxonomy places the organism in Eukaryota, Fungi, Ascomycota, Sordariomycetes, Glomerellales, Glomerellaceae. The record is from RefSeq and is a predicted model, not a curated record.